AUGGUGAUGACAUUUCGUGGCUACAAGGAUGGCCACAAACCUGAUCAUGAAGUGGAGAUUGAACAGACAGAAGGAAUAAACGAAGUUGAAGUAAUAUCGACUGCUAGAUGGGCAUCCCUGGAUCAAUGCGGAAACGUCUAUGGAUCGCCACGAAGAGGGAAAGGAUCCAAAAGGUCCUUACUGGAUACGGAUAGUGAUGAGACUGAUGAAGAUGAUACGUUCGAAGUAACAAAGGAACGAACUCAGAAUUCACCACCAAAAGCAUACAGAAUGACAAAAGGUUGGUCCGGAAUCAACGAAAUCGAUAGCUUUCUGAGCAGCAUGGAAAUGGGAGUUUCAAAGCCACUGCCAGAACCGAUCGAAGAAAAAGAAGAUGAUGAAAUCAUGGUUUGCGAAAAUUCGACAAUCGCUACUGGGGACAAUCAUCAUAGAAGCUAUGACGCACGACAACGUCUUGAUGACACAAUGUCUUCGUGCACAAGGUCAUCACUAGAUACAACGGACAAAGAAGAUGGAUUGUCACUAGAUACGGCCGAAAAGAAAGAGAAAGCUGCAAUGAAACAGGCAAAUGUAAACGCUUCCAAUCCGGUUACCAAAGAGAAACUCCGAGGUCAAGCUGACGAGGAUGCAGAAUCGGGAGCCGUGGCGCUCAAAGCAACCGAAGAAGAGCAAGUCGAUGAACGUAUCAAGGCUACCAAGAAACGAAUAUGCAAGCUUGUAAUAUUGCUGGUUGCUGUUAUCGUAAUAAUAAUUACAAUCCUUAAUGUAAGCUCGGAUAACGAAGAUUCAACCGCAAGACUCAGUCGCUUUAAUGAGACUGGAUCCAAUGAGGUUGGUGAGAAUGCAUCCAACCCACUUGACGAUGGCGCAGACGGAUCGACCCAGCCAGAUGAUGAGGGAGGAUCCAGUCAGCCUGAUAUUCCCACCCAACCAGUCGCCACAGAUGAUGACUACACCAAUCCUGUGAUCACCGUUGAUCCAUCAACAUCGGAUCCUUCUAUGGCUAACCCAUUGAUGGCCAGAAUUCAAUCAAUGUAUAAUCAAUAUGGAUUGGACCCCACUUCUUUAGAUCCUUCUGCUGGGAACAACACUCCGCAACGUCGUGCCUUUUCCUGGUUGGUCCAGGACAAUCAAAACCUGGAUGACUCCACCCAAAUGACACGGUACGCUCUUGCUGUCUUUUACUAUUCUACAAAUGCAGUACCAACUGCCUUUGAUAUGGAUCCAGACUCGUGGCAAAUUGUUGACGGAUGGUUGACGCAGGCAAGCUACUGUACGUGGUAUGGAAUCUUUUGUGAUCUCCAAGGCCGUGUGGAAUCCAUUGAAUUGCCCGAAAACUACUUGACUGGAUCCUUAAAUAUCGAGCUGCGUAUGUUGGAGGAGACUCUGUACCUCAUUGAUAUCACGGAUAACGCCAUUGCAAUGUCCGGGUCGGACUAUGAUGUAUUUUUGAACCUUGUGAACCUGGAAGAAUUGUAUGCUGACAACAACUACUUGGAGUCCGACAACGGUCUACCAUCCCAAAUGGCCUCCUUGGUCAAGCUCGAAGCACUUUCUUUGUCUUUCAACUUGUUAAGCGGUGACUUGUCUAGCAAUUCGGUCCUCCAAUUUAUGCCAUUGCUAUCAUUGCUAGAACUGGAGUCCAAUUUCUUCUCUAGCUCGAUUCCAUACUAUUUUGGAAACAUGGAAAACUUGGUGUAUCUGUACAUGCGCAACAACGAACUCACUGGCGAUUUGUCCUUUCUCAAUGCUGGCCAAAUGAAAAGUCUAUUCACGAUGUGGUUAGACGGAAAUCAAAUCAGUGGAGCCAUACCCGCCAGUAUUGGAACUCUCGACGAACUUGGUUCCCUCUCUCUGACCAAGAAUCGUUUAAGCGGACGGAUUCCUGAUCAACUCGGUAAUCUCCCUAGUCUACAGCGAGUGUGGCUAAACAACAACGAGCUCACAGGUGAAAUCCCAAAGUCUUUGGAGGGUUUGAACGAGUUGGAAGUUUUGGAACUGCACAACAACAAUAUGGCUGGAAAGAUGCCAAAGGGACUGUGUGAUGUCUUUACAAGGGUCACCUACGAAGCCAAGUCCCUUACAAGCGAUUGCACUAAUGGAGACGUCGAAUGCAAACCUGACUGUUGUACCCAAUGCUAUUGA
Messenger RNA from Cylindrotheca closterium, 2145 nucleotides. The record is from the annotation of a GenBank genome assembly. Lineage: Eukaryota; Bacillariophyta; Bacillariophyceae; Bacillariales; Bacillariaceae.